Messenger RNA from Eimeria necatrix, 1653 nucleotides. RefSeq lists its product as hypothetical. The record is from RefSeq and is a predicted model, not a curated record. Lineage: Eukaryota; Apicomplexa; Conoidasida; Eucoccidiorida; Eimeriidae. Bases 1 to 1653 code for a protein of 550 amino acids. The transcript has 6 exons.
AUGGAAGGCGUUCUAAAAAGAGAUUACCCGUCUGGCGGGAGGCAUGCAAAAAGAAAAUCUAUAGGAAGGGAUAGCAUCAUUGCUGGCGACGUUGCCCGUAUUACAAUGUUUUCUGCCUUCGACAUACUUCCAUAUCUUGACCUGGUGGGUGGCCAGAUUUGGCGGCUCGCCCACCUCUUCAACGCGAAAGCUACGAUCGCAAGUAUAGAAGAGGAGUUUGAAGUGCUUUCUUGUGUAGUAGAUGCCUUGACUAAGGAUGUUGUGGACGGCCUGCAUGUUGACACUACAAUGGCCGGGUUUGGUCUACCGCAUCUCCAACUGUUGGCGCUGAAUGUGGCGACUGACCUGCGCCACCACGCAAGCGUCGUGGGAGCCAAUCUGAAAAGCAGCAAAAAGCUGCGCACUGCGGCCAAAGGGUCAAAAGAAUUUUCUGCAUUUUUUAGGCUACUAUCAUGCCACGUCGACGGGGACACAGAAGCACUCCACGCACAGUUCGGACCGUUCGCAUCAUUAGCUAUUCGUAUAGCUUUAUUCUUACGUGUCGAAGUUGAGGAGCAUGCCAACAAGGGGUGGAAAGACGCGAUAUCGGUCUUUACUGGCAAAGUAUUCAACAGGAAGCUGUACGAGAAGGUCGUGCGGCAAAUGAGAACGAAUGCAACGAAGUUUAUUGAAAAGUUCAUGGGAGAAUUCAGCUAUGUGCCUACAGGAAAGCUCCAAAAUGCCAAGAAAAGAGUCAAACGCCUCUUCAAGCGGAAGCGUAAAACAAAUGCAAGGGCCUUCAAGCAUAAAAUAGACCACAAAGUUGGCCAUAUCUUCGCAAAACUGAUGCUAAUGAUGUGGACGAAUGGCAGCAAACACCAAAUAGAUUCGGGACCUACCAAAGUCGAUAGCACAUUCCGGCUAGCCAGGCAAUUUCAGACAUACACGAUUUUAAACCAUGGCAUGGACCCAAUACGACCGAUAACAGACCAAAUCAAGAAAAGCUGCAAAGGAACCAAAGUUAUCAAGCACAAGCAUUGGUCCUUACUGAGCAGGGCAAAGGGUAAAAUGUCGGGACUCGUCAAUGAAGUUGAGACAAGCUUGGCCUAUGGGCUCAUCACUGGGCACACGCUCUCCGCAAUAUCCGAAGCUGGACGAGAGCUUGCUGCUGCUUGCCAUGAAAAGGCACCUCUAGAUCUGACCACUCGAGGAACUAAGUAUCGUUUAAUAGCCGAGCUACACCAAUGCAUGGAACUUCGAGGCCAGGCCGUAAGGUUUUUGAAGCUUGCACUAAAAAACGUGAAAAGCCCUCCAGAAGAAGUCACAGCACGGCUGUUCACAUUUCUCAAACAGAUUCUGGCAAUCCGAGGAAAAGACGCUAAAACUCUCUACAAAGUGUUCCUCCGCUGGCAGAAAGAAGGCGAAUCAUCAAGGGAGGUAAAUCAAUGGAACGACAACAUGGACAUGCUGAAUUGCUCAUGGCACUCAUCACAAGAGGAACAGAACCACAUACUGUCUGAAGCUGGGAAAAGAAUCGACAAGGAAGCGAUUGAUGAAGUUACUGCAGUAUCCCAAAUCCAAACUUGCCUUGAAAGCCAUAGUGCGCGGUUAGACUUGCAGCAGGCUCAGGUGAACAUCUUUUCCGAGGAAGUUGUCCAAGCUACUUCUCUGUAG